AUGUCCGACACAUCGACCGAAUUCAGUCCCUCGCCGGCACGCCGGCCUGCCCGAUUCACAGCCAAGGGUGGUCUAAAGCCUCCUGACAAGAAACUUCACCUGCCCACCAAGUGUGCCCUUCCUUCCAACCAGGACAACAUCAAGCCCUUGAGCCUCACCGAACAGCUCCUUGCCCGUCUUUCUGAGCAGGAGGAGCGCUUUACGCAGCAGCGGAAAGCCCUUAAAGACACGUCUGGUUCCACUGACUUCUACUCUCGUGGCCUUCUCAAGAUGGCGAGCAGCAACUCUCUCCCCGUCACUCCUACGGUCGGAGAGCAUCACGCCCCUAACCCAACUACCCGACCCGCCAGUGUCGACCAGAAGGAGGCCAAGUCUAUGGACGAUGAAGUUGCUCGUCUCAAGGCCGAGCUAGCCCAGGCCCACAACAAGAUCUCUUGUCUCGACCAGGAGCUCGUCCAGAAGCGGGAGGCUGUCCCCAUGAAGUUGGAAGUUAACACUCAGAAGGCCAAUUUCUCGGCUGUCGAUUUCGUCGGCCGUCCCUCGUCUGCCGGCUUCAGGCGCGGUAAUGGCUGGAACUCUCCUGAUGCUGUUUACCUUGGCGGCGGCGAUGCCAUGAACGAUAACAUCAGCGAUCGCUCGCGUGGUGGCUGGAGCUCUUCCAAAACUCCUUGGCAGGUGGCCAACUACGCCAUCACUGAGCCUAGCCCGAUCAACAAUCACGUUGGCGGUGGUGUUGCGCUCUACAACAACAGCAUGGAUGUCAACAGUUCGUACCGCAUGUUGGACAAUGUACAACCGGAGAGGCUCGCUCCAGAGCCAGACCUCUAUGUUCGCAAUCACGGUGGCCGACGCGGCAACAACAACAACAUUGGUGGUCGCUAUCCCUCCUAUUCGUAUGGUGGCAAUGGCUAUACCCAGAGCAACUACGCCACUACUACGUAUGCCACCAGUAACUACGCUCCCAGCAGCUAUGGUGGCUACAGUCCCACCCCCAAUCAGUUUGACCCCGCCAUCGGGCACAAGAACAACGUUGAGGUGCCUCUGUAUCCCACUUAUAACCCGUCGAACAGGACUGGGCUCUCACCUCAUGCUCUGGAGUUUCACUCCAACACGAGCUGGAAGGAUGAGGCUACUGCUGCCGAGGGACAGACCUUUCUUCCCACUACCGAGCCCAUGAACUAUCGCCGCCUCCUGGACAAGAACGCGUCGUGCGACUGGAAUUACAUUGUCGACAAGAUUGUAUGCCACAAUGACCAGCAGGCCUCAAUCUUCCUCCAGCAGAAACUCAAGGUGGGCACUCCUGACCAGAAAUAUGACAUCGUCGAGGCUAUCAUUGCCCAAGCCUAUGCUCUGAUGGUCAAUCGCUUUGGCAAUUUCUUGGUUCAGCGCUGUUUCGAGCAUGGUACUCCCGAGCAGGUUGUCAAGAUUGCUGAAGCUAUUCGUGGUCACACCCUGAACCUCUCGAUGGACCCAUUCGGCUGCCACGUUGUCCAGAAGGCUUUCGACGCCGUUCCCGAGGAAUACAAAGCUAUCAUGGUCCAGGAGCUUCUCCGCCGGAUCCCUGAGACCGUCAUCCACCGCUAUGCUUGUCACGUGUGGCAGAAGCUCUUCGAGCUGCGUUGGUCCGAGACUCCCCCUCAGAUCAUGAAGUAUGUCAACGAAUCUCUUCGUGGCAUGUGGCAUGAGGUCGCUCUCGGUGAGACGGGUAGUCUAGUUGUUCAAAACAUAUUUGAGAACUGUCUCGAAGAGGACAAGCGACCCUGCAUCGAGGAGGUCCUCAUCAACAUUGACAUUGUCGCCCAUGGCCAGUUUGGCAACUGGUGUAUCCAGCAUAUCUGCGAGCAUGGUGCCCCGCCUGACCGCAGCCGUGCCAUCGAUCAUGUCAUCCGCUACGCGUCUGAGUACAGUACCGACCAAUUUGCGUCCAAGGUCGUCGAGAAGUGCCUCAAGAUUGGAGGCCCCGAAUUCCUUGGCCGUUACCUUGAUCGCGUUUGCGAAGGUCGUCGAGACCGCCCGCGUAUUCCGUUGAUCGACAUUUCGAGCGAUCAGUACGGCAACUACCUGGUCCAGUACAUUCUCACUCAUGCGGGCCCCCAGCACCGCGAAAUGGUGCAGGCUCACAUUCGAAAACACAUGGUCUCUCUGCGUGGCUCCAAAUUCGGCUCCCGUGUUGGUAUGCUCUGCACCAACCCCGCUGUCGUCACCCGACCUGGUCCUGGCGUCGGGCCUGGCAUGCCUCGCAUGGGUGGUGGUAGUGCUGGCCACCGUGGCUUCGGCAACCCCUAUCGCUAG
Messenger RNA from Verticillium alfalfae VaMs.102, 2292 nucleotides. Its product is annotated as meiotic coiled-coil protein. Gene Ontology annotation, cellular component: cytoplasm. The transcript is spliced from 4 exons. Lineage: Eukaryota; Fungi; Ascomycota; Sordariomycetes; Glomerellales; Plectosphaerellaceae. The coding region runs from base 1 to 2292 and encodes 763 amino acids. Gene Ontology annotation, biological process: post-transcriptional regulation of gene expression. Gene Ontology annotation, molecular function: mRNA 3'-UTR binding. The record is from RefSeq and is a predicted model, not a curated record.